Molecule: messenger RNA, 1416 nt
Organism: Penicillium samsonianum
Lineage: Eukaryota; Fungi; Ascomycota; Eurotiomycetes; Eurotiales; Aspergillaceae
Product: glycosyltransferase family 1 protein
Exons: 3
Coding region: 1-1416 (471 amino acids)
Molecular function (GO): UDP-glycosyltransferase activity
Source: RefSeq, a predicted model, not a curated record
AUGUCACCUCCAAAACAGACUAUCCUCUUCCUCACAAGCUCCGAGCAUGGACAGUCCAACGUCGCACUUGCAGUGGCCGAAGAGUUUCUGCGCCGUGGCGAGUUCGAAGUCCACAUCGCCUCCUUCAGGGAAUUAUCGGCUCCCGUGCAAGCGAUAAAUGAAAAACCGAAGAACGACCAAGUUAUCCACUUUCAUCCAAUCGCAGGUCCGUCCCUGUCUGAGAUCGUGACCCGUACAACACCGGAUAUAUGUCACCCGCCAGGGCUUGCCGGCACGCUUGAUGCAUGUAACAUUAUCAAUAUCUCCGUUCUGGGAUGGACGCCUGACGAAUAUAUACGGUCAUACCGAAGCUGCCUCGAGAUCUUGAAAGAUGUUCGUCCGGUCGUUGUGGUUGCAGAUCCGCUGUUGCAUCUAGGACUAGAUGCCGCUCGCAGUAUUGACGUGCGAAUCGUGAUACUUUGGCCUGUGCCUUUGAAAGAUGUGGUGGUAACUGUCCAGCCCAGAGCUGGAAUUUUUUGGAAAUACCCCCUCACCGGAUCAGGAUAUCCAUACCCCCUACCAUGGAGACUGAUCCUUGCAAAUAUAUACAUGGUAUUUUGUUUCGGAUGGAUGGUUCGCUUGGGCAAACCCAUGCGCGAUCUUCUGGACAUUCGAAGGAAAGCAGGAAUCCGAACUACGUUUCCCCACGUGGCGCCUUACUGCGAAGACCAUCUGCACCUCUCUCCUGCAUUCCGAGAGAUGGAUUUUCCGUUAUACGUCCCGGAUAAUGUAAUCAGCUGUGGUCCGAUCGUCCGGUCAUUUUCGUCGCUUAUAGAAAGCGAUCCAGCACUGGAUUCAUGGUUGAAAGAGCCAACGAUUCUGAUAUGUCUUGGGUCACAUGUUCAAGCUCCAGAGAAUGAUGCGAUGCAAAUGGCGAUGGCAACCCAGGCUGUUUUACGCGAGUUUCCUAAUAUGCAGGUCUUGUGGAAGCUGAAAUAUGAAUGGGAAAGCUCCCCGACGGUCAGGAAUAUUCUCGGACCUCUUGUCAAUUCUGAUAAGGUAAGGAUUGUCCCAUGGAUUCAGCCAGAGAUUAUAUCUGUUCUGGAAGGCGGUAAUAUAGUUGCAUAUGUCCACCAUGGAGGAGCCAACUCAUUUUUCGAGGCAUGCAAGGCUGGUGUUCCGCAGGUCAUUCUGCCCCAGUGGUUCGACACAUACGAUUGUCCGGCCCGAGUAGAAUGGCUAGGUAUUGGCUUGCACGGAAGCCGCAAUGUGGCACCAAAAAUAAAUGGAUCUGAGCUGUCUUCGGCCCUGCUGCGAGUGCUAAAAGAUAAAGGGAUGCAGAGGCGUGCCAGGGCCAUUGGAGAUUUGUGCAAGACAACCGAAGGACGCGUAGUUGCUCAUGAUCAGAUCGUGCAGUACGCCCAGAAAGGGUUGUGA